Messenger RNA from Neospora caninum, 1191 nucleotides. RefSeq lists its product as hypothetical. The transcript has 8 exons. The record is from RefSeq and is a predicted model, not a curated record. Gene Ontology annotation, biological process: DNA catabolic process. Gene Ontology annotation, molecular function: endonuclease activity; nucleic acid binding. NCBI's taxonomy places the organism in Eukaryota, Apicomplexa, Conoidasida, Eucoccidiorida, Sarcocystidae. Bases 1 to 1191 code for a protein of 396 amino acids.
AUGAGGAGUUUCGCGAUCUUCCUCGCAGCGGGGGCCUGCGCUCUUUUGCAGUCUCCCGUUCUUGCCUGGCAUUCCGGGCCGCACAUGAUCGUCGCGUCGAUCGCGCGUAGCCAGUUGUCUGCCCUCGUCCAGCUGAAGGUCGACUAUAUUCUGGGGCUCUGGCGAGGACAGUACCCAAACUACGCGACUAUGGAACGCGCCUCCGUCUGGCUGGACGACAUUAACGGGAAGGGACCACCGUAUCGGCAGCCAGCUCGACGCUUCGAUUUCCUUCAGGUCUUCCGCUUCAUGCAUGGUGUGAACAUCCCGUACAACCCGGAAGGGAUCCAACUGCAAGGACUUGACGCGUUUCUCCCGAUCUAUGAACGAAGUGCGGAGUAUCUCCUGGACCUGGCGUGGGAAGGCCUGAAGGCAACGACGCCGACCACUGAGAAGCUGGAAGAUCCCUUUUGCAGUGUUCCGCCGCCCCUUUCGCACUUUGCUGCGGCAGGAUACCUGGAGGGGACGGUGAACUCUCCUGACUCAAAUUUGCUGGAACCUUCGAUUCCAGAAGAGAUUCAAGCAAGCACGAGUCUCUCCACGUCGUCGCGCUCCCAAGCAGUUCAAGACGGAGGCGCUCCUGUAGGGACGCUUCUCUCGUUAAACUUUUUCCUGAGGAUCCUUAUUCACCUCAUGGCGGAUAUACACCAGCCGCUCCACAGCGUCUUGGCCUUCUCCCCCGCAUUCCCGAAAGGCGACCGUUUCGGUUCCGAGAUCCCGCUGAUUCUGCCUGAUGGACGCUCGACGAACCUUCAUGCAUUUUGGGAUGGAGCGGGAAGCGUCUAUAUGAAACACUUGGACGAGUACGAUGACCGGGAGAUUGCUGCAGAGGCACAACGCAUCAUGGAGGACUUCCCAAAGGAACGCGUGCAGGGUCGCUUGACUCCUGAACUCCUUGCGCCGAACUUCCGCAAAAUCGCGGAGGAAAGCCAUCGCUUCGCAGCGGAACUUGCCUACAGAGAAUUCAAUUUCCGCACCUUCACACGAGCCGACCUCCCGUACAUCCCCUCAAGUGGUUACGUGUCAGAUGUGAGGCUUGCAUCUCGACUCCAAAUCGCGGUUGCCGGUUACCGUUUGGGGGCCGCACUUGAAGAACUAUCCGCUUUCCUUCCCGUACCGGACUUUGUUCAAAACGGCGCAAGUAACGAAUAA